UCUAACGAAAUGUCUCCCUUCAUUGUAUUUGUUUUAUGUGCGCAGGCUUGCCUGAUCCAGACCGUGCUAAGCCAGUCCUGCGGUUUCCCGCAACUUCCCUACUCCGGAAUCGGCGGGCUGAACAACGCACCGCCGCCGACGCCGACGCCGGCGCCGCCGUGCGCGUCGUACGGCGGCGCGGGCACGGGCCAGGUGGCCGUGUCCGGCGACAUCGACGCGAGCGGCCAGACCGUCGUCGUCGGCUCCGUGCCCGUGCUCGGCUCCGUCGACUUCAGUGGCACCGUGCCCGCGUCCGGCUCCGUAUCCAUCUCCGGACAGUGCGGAUGCGGUUGCAACUAGUCGAAAUCCCAGUAUUUUAGUAUAAUAUAAACAAUUUAUAAAUA
This is a messenger RNA of Cydia fagiglandana, 383 nucleotides long. RefSeq names its product chorion class CA protein ERA.1-like. The coding region runs from base 10 to 339 and encodes 109 amino acids. The record is from RefSeq and is a predicted model, not a curated record. The transcript is spliced from 2 exons. Lineage: Eukaryota; Metazoa; Arthropoda; Insecta; Lepidoptera; Tortricidae.